AUGUAUACGAGUCAUGAAGACAUCGGGUUUGACUUUGAAGAUGACCCCAAAGAGAAGAAGACACUCAAGCCGCAUCCGGACAUUGACGGCGGCUGGGCCUGGAUGAUCGUCCUCUCCUCGUUCUUCGUACACAUCCUCAUCAUGGGCUCCCAGAUGGCCCUGGGCGUCCUCAACGUGGAGUGGCUGGAGGAAUUCCACCAGAGCCGCGGCCUCACCGCCUGGGUCAGCUCCCUGAGCAUGGGCGUCACGCUGAUUGUGGGGCCUUUCAUCGGCUUGUUCAUCAACACGUGCGGCUGCCGCUGGACAGCGAUCGUGGGCGGCGUGGUGAACGCGCUGGGCUGGGUGCUGAGCGCCUACGCGGCCAGCGUGUCCUAUCUCUUCGUUACCUUCGGCGUGGCGGCUGGCUUUGGCAGCGGCAUGGCCUACCUCCCCGCGGUCGUCAUGGUGAGCAGGUAUUUCCAGAAGCGCCGCGCGCUGGCUCAGGGCCUCAGCACCACGGGGACCGGGUUCGGGACCUUCCUGAUGACUGUGCUGCUCAAGUACCUGUGCGCCGAGUACGGCUGGCGCAACGCCAUGUUCAUCCAGGGCGCCGUGUCCUUGAACCUGUGCGUGUGCGGGGCGCUCCUGAGGCCGCUGGCCGCCGUGGAGGACAGGCCCGGCUCCGCAGAGCAGGAUGCGGCGGUCCUGGCGGCGCCCUCAGCCGAGUCUGUAAAGCCGGACGGGCUCGGGGGCGCGGACAGGGGUGGCGGGCCCGCCGAGGAGCCGUGCGCCCUGCCGGCCGCGGAGCGCAGGGACCCGGGGCGGUGCCGGCGGGACGCGUGCGCCCUGCGCGCACUCAAGGCCAUGGGCCGCCUCACCAGGAGCGCCAGGCGCGGCUUCCGGGACUGGUACGCCGGCUACUUCGGAACCGCCUCGCUGUUCACCAACCGCAUGUUUGUGGCCUUCAUUUUCUGGGCUUUGUUUGCCUACAGCAGCUUCGUGAUCCCUUUCAUCCACCUCCCGGAAAUCGUCAACCUCUACAACCUGUCGGAGCAGAACGACGCCUUCCCGCUCACGUCCAUCAUUGCCAUCUUGCACAUCUUCGGGAAGGUGAUCCUGGGCAUCGUGGCCGACCUGCCGUGCAUCAGCGUCUGGAACGUCUUCCUGGUGGCCAACUUCUCCCUCGUCAUCAGCAUCUUCAUCCUGCCGCUGAUUCACAGCUACACCGGCCUGGCGGCCAUCUGCGCUCUCAUCGGCUUCUCCAGCGGCUAUUUCUCCUUGAUGCCCGUAGUGACUGAAGACUUGGUUGGAAUCGAACACCUGGCGAAUGCCUACGGCAUCAUCAUUUGUGCCAAUGGCAUCUCAGCGUUGCUGGGACCACCUUUUGCAGGGUGGAUCUAUGACAUCACACAGAAAUAUGACUUUUCCUUCUACAUAUGCGGUUUGCUUUACACGGUAGGACUUCUCUUUCUACUCAUCCAGCUGUGUGUUCGGAUUAUAGCACAAUCCAGGAAGAAGUACGUGGAAGGUGCCUGUGUGUAG
This is a messenger RNA of Elephantulus edwardii (Cape elephant shrew), 1521 nucleotides long. RefSeq names its product solute carrier family 16, member 14 (gene SLC16A14). The coding region runs from base 1 to 1521 and encodes 506 amino acids. Gene Ontology annotation, biological process: monocarboxylic acid transport; transmembrane transport. The record is from RefSeq and is a predicted model, not a curated record. Lineage: Eukaryota; Metazoa; Chordata; Mammalia; Macroscelidea; Macroscelididae. Gene Ontology annotation, molecular function: monocarboxylic acid transmembrane transporter activity. The transcript is spliced from 4 exons.